UCCGCCGCCGACAUCUUGCCUCCGACCGGACGAGACGGGAGAGUCCGGUUUUCACGGUCAAAUGUCCUGAUGGGAGGACGGCGGGGCCUGUGUGGUUCUCUGUGAGGCAGCCCGGAGACACGGUGGCCUCUCUGCGGAGCGGUGACUCUUCAUUAUGAUCGUCAUCUCCGACUGACCGCAUCAGCCAUGAUUGGAGGACUCUUCAUCUACAACCAUAAGGGGGAGGUGUUGAUCUCCAGGGUGUACCGCGAUGACAUUGGGAGAAAUGCGGUGGAUGCGUUUCGUGUUAACGUCAUCCACGCCCGGCAGCAGGUCCGCUCUCCGGUCACCAACAUAGCUCGGACCAGCUUCUUCCACGUGAAGCGCUCCAACAUCUGGCUGGCAGCUGUCACCAAGCAGAACGUCAACGCCGCCAUGGUGUUCGAGUUCCUCUACAAGAUGUGUGACGUGAUGACGGCGUACUUCGGCAAGAUCAGCGAGGAGAAUGUCAAGAACAACUUCGUCCUCAUCUACGAGCUGCUCGAUGAGAUUUUGGACUUUGGUUAUCCUCAGAACUCAGAGACCGGAGCUCUGAAAACCUUCAUCACUCAGCAGGGCAUCAAGAGCCAGCACCAUACCAAAGAGGAGCAGUCUCAGAUCACCAGUCAGGUCACAGGUCAGAUCGGCUGGAGGAGAGAAGGAAUCAAAUACAGAAGAAACGAGCUGUUUCUGGACGUACUGGAGAGCGUCAACCUGCUUAUGUCACCGCAAGGUCAGGUGCUCAGUGCUCACGUCUCAGGUCGGGUGGUGAUGAAGAGUUACCUGAGCGGGAUGCCCGAGUGUAAAUUUGGGAUGAACGACAAGAUUGUCAUUGAGAAGCAGGGGAAAGGAGGGAGCUCUGAGGACGGCAGCAAGAGUGGUAAACAGUCGAUAGCGAUCGAUGACUGCACCUUCCAUCAGUGUGUCCGUCUCAGUAAGUUCGACUCUGAACGCAGCAUCAGCUUCAUCCCUCCAGAUGGAGACUACGAGCUCAUGAGGUAUCGAACCACCAAAGACAUCAUCCUUCCCUUCAGAGUCAUCCCUCUGGUCAGAGAAGUCGGUCGGACCAAGCUGGAGGUCAAAGUCGUCAUAAAGUCCAACUUCAAGUCUUCACUGCUGGCUCAGAAGAUCGAGGUUCGUGUUCCCACCCCUCUGAACACCAGUGGCGUUCAGCUCAUCUGCAUGAAGGGAAAAGCCAAAUAUAAAGCCAGCGAGAACGCCAUCGUCUGGAAGAUAAAGCGCAUGGCGGGGAUGAAGGAGUCUCAGAUCAGCGCAGAGAUCGAGCUGCUGCCGACGAAUGACAAGAAGAAGUGGGCACGACCUCCGAUCUCCAUGAACUUUGAGGUGCCAUUUGCUCCGUCAGGUCUGAAGGUUCGAUACCUGAAGGUCUUUGAGCCGAAGCUGAACUACAGUGAUCACGACGUUAUUAAAUGGGUUCGUUACAUCGGACGAAGCGGCAUCUAUGAGACGCGCUGCUGAUGUCGCUUGCUGGGGCUGAUGGGAAGAAGGACAUUCCAUGACAUCAUGUCAUUGUCGUCGUCGUGUGAUGUGGUGUCGUCUGUUCCUCAUCGGUUUUUGAACAUUGUUCCCUCCGGUUUCAGUCGGCCAUGUUUGUAAUCUGCACUCGGUGGCCUCUUCUGUUGGAACACCUGUACACCUGCACCUGAACACCUUUCCUGACACAUUCAUGUGAUGCAGCAGCAGCAGAUGGAUCCAUGGAUCCGUGUUUAUAUCCUGACCUUACAUCAGCACGAAGCACAAAUCCAGAUUCAGGCCAGGAGACGCUUUUCCAUCGUCUGCAAAACCAAAGACGGGCCUGGGACACCCUCUCAGUCCAUGUUAACAAAGCCACAGAGCCCUGAAACCCUCAGAGGACCCUCAGAGUUCACAGUGUUAUUCACAGUGAGCUGCUGUCACAUGAUUGGCUGAGCAGAUAUCUACCUUUUCCUGCAGGUGUACAAGUAUAUUAGCUGAAGUGUCCACUGAGUGUAGAGCUCCAUGCCUGUGUUUUUGUUCCAGCGCAGCUGAUGACUGAUAUCUGUGGGGACACCAGUCAGCCAAUCACAUUCCAGAACACACAGAAAGACUUGACUGAAGACACUGUCCCUAAAAACGGUCUCUGCUCUGAUGAGUAACAGGAAGUCUCUCUCACACGUCAGGAACCAGGAAGCGUAUUUGAGAGAGAGUUUGGGUGAACUGACCCUUUAACAUCCACUGGAACCACAGGACUGCACAGAGCGAGACCUCCUGCCUCAUCGUCAGUCUGUGAUCUGUGUCUUUACCCAGCAUGCCUCAGUCUCUGUGAGUUUCAACAUGUUUACUCUCAGUGUUUGUUGAUUUAGUGAAGAUCUGAUCUCAUCUCAAUUGUUUUAUUUUUAUUUUUUUACCUGUUGCUGAUGAAACCGUGAUCAAUGCUAAUCAGAUGUUAUCAGUCCAUAUGAACUCACUAUAAUAUGUCAUAAUGAUGUGACUGCAAAGUGUGUGUGUGUGCAUCUGUGUGUGUGUUUUUCUAUGGUUAUGUGGACAACUUUUGUUUUGAAACUAUCUUUGUGAAGACAUUUGAGUCUAUUCUCACAACUUCAGUGCUUCUAUGGGUUAAGACUUGGUGUUAGGGUUAGGGAAUGCAUUAUGUCAGUGUCCUCACAAUCAUAGUAAGACACAUACGUGUGUGUGUGUGUGUGUGUCUUUUGUAUUUUUUUCUUUUCUGACACUUCCUCGUGAACAAACCUGCGGCCUCCUUCCUAGAAACCUGGCACCUCAUCAAAUAUGAUAUCUAUAAUAUUCUAUCAAAUGUUAUGUUAAAUAAAACAUGUUUUGACAUAAAAGUG
Toxotes jaculatrix (banded archerfish) is the source of this 2846-nucleotide messenger RNA. RefSeq names its product adaptor related protein complex 2 subunit mu 1b (gene ap2m1b). NCBI's taxonomy places the organism in Eukaryota, Metazoa, Chordata, Actinopteri, Toxotidae. Gene Ontology annotation, molecular function: clathrin-cargo adaptor activity. The coding region runs from base 187 to 1497 and encodes 436 amino acids. The transcript is spliced from 12 exons. The record is from RefSeq and is a predicted model, not a curated record. Gene Ontology annotation, biological process: intracellular protein transport; clathrin-dependent endocytosis. Gene Ontology annotation, cellular component: cytoplasmic vesicle; AP-2 adaptor complex.